Molecule: messenger RNA, 585 nt
Organism: Soboliphyme baturini
Lineage: Eukaryota; Metazoa; Nematoda; Enoplea; Dioctophymatida; Soboliphymatidae
Source: the annotation of a GenBank genome assembly
AUGGCGUGGCAGCUGCAUACUAGAACGCAGUCACGGCCCAGUAUCUAUGGCAAGAUCGAGCAGCUCAUCGUAACGCCUCGCAGAGUUGUUAAUGAGUUCUUAGCCAGCCCGCAGUACUACAAUACAAGCUUUGAAGAAAUGGGAUUGCGGUCGACGGUGUCGUUUGUCAACGACAAGAUCGAGGAAGACUACAUUUGUCUGGGUUCCUAUCACAAAUACGGCUUUAGCUUAAGUGACGGAACUCAACUCUGUGGCCCAGUUGUGCUGUUCCCAAAAAUUGCUCUCUCUUGGCGAAGCGAGUGCUGUCAGACAUUUAAUUUCCUGAAUGACGACAAAAGAUACUUCGCGGCUUUGCUGUAUCCCCCGGACAAACUCCAGACUACGGCCGACGAGUACAUCUCUACAAGUAUAGACACGAUGAAAAUCAACGCUCUGGACUCAGAUCUUCUCAGCGAUAUCGGUGGCACGCGCACAAAGAAGUUUUCAGAUUUCAUCUUAUCAACAAUGGAAAAGAGAAGGAAGCAGUUGGACAUGGAGGAGGAAAUAAAGAAACUAGUGGAGCAGAAAAAUGACGAAAAAUCUUGA